This is a messenger RNA of Clarias gariepinus (North African catfish), 2125 nucleotides long. It is a transcript of the gene fbxo15, whose product is annotated as F-box protein 15. Gene Ontology annotation, molecular function: protein binding. The transcript has 10 exons. The record is from RefSeq and is a predicted model, not a curated record. The coding region runs from base 61 to 1446 and encodes 461 amino acids. NCBI's taxonomy places the organism in Eukaryota, Metazoa, Chordata, Actinopteri, Siluriformes, Clariidae.
UUUGUUUGUUUGUUUAGAUGCUAAAGCGAAGCUAGCUCAUUCUACAACAGAACGACCGAGAUGAGCUCUCAGAGACGGAAACAAGUUAUGGUCCAGCGAUCAUCAGUUCAUUAUAAACGUCCAGCCAAAUCAGUCAGAGGCUCUGAAAACUAUUUAGAGAAGAUGCCACCAGAGAUCACUGAGAAGAUCAUUUCAUAUUUGGAUCCAGGAUCUCUCUUCUGCCUUGGCUUCGUCAACAAGCAUUUCCAUGAGCUGACUGAAAACAGCGCCAUGUGGUAUCGCUUUUACACCUGGCAGCGAGCAAAAACGAAGACAUCCAGGCUAAUAAAGGAUGUGACAGAUGGAGUGGACAUGGCCAGCAUUCGGGAAAAGCCUGGGGGAUACUGGAGGAGAGUUUUCUUUAAAGAACUGACCCGUCAUAAUGAAAGCUGGGAGAGAAAACUAAAAUCCAGUCAUUCUUACACUGGACUGCCAAUUCGAACAGCUGAAGUCCUCAGGGGUUUUGAUGUCAAGUGGGAGAUCACAGUGAAGGAACCAAGUGGACGUGAGAACAGGAUUCAAGCUACCGACGUGUUCUUUGGUGACGCAUCUAUGGUGGUUCGGUGGAACUCUGGAAACUGGCCAAAUCUUUAUAAACUAGUUACACUAGAGGUACUUGGAGUGAGGCUUGUGCCAAUUAAGUGUCCAAUCACAUGCAGACCAGGUUGGAAAUCCCUCUUAGGUAAAGUGGUGGUGAAGAAGAAUGGUGGGAAAUUGUGUGCUUCAGACAGGCUCAUCUCUUUGAUGUACUAUGGCAAUGGUGUCACUGUGGGGGUUUGGCAGAAGGAACAGGAAAUCGCAUUUGUCUUAAUGAACUUACAUUAUCACAGACUUGUGGAAAGACAUAUUUUUGGCUCUUCCACAACUUCAUAUGAGCCAACAGACUAUCAAGCCCCUUUUGAUGACAUUGAUCCUGAUUAUGGUUUGCAUCAGUACAGUAUGCACCUUGAGCUGCACAACGCAGUAGAAAGCAUUGCAUCAAUUAGGUUUACCCAGCUGUUUUGCAGGAAAGAUCAGAUUGUUGAUGGUUACAUCCCUUUGCAAGUUAUCAGUAAAGAAAAAAGAUCAGGAUACAUAAGUCUGCCUGAUAAAAUCAGCCUGCCUUGGAGGACUGAAGCAAUACAGGGGCACAUUAAGCAUUGUUGCAUGAUGACUCUCACUGUUCUUGCUGAAGCCCAGACCCCAUUCUGGUGUUUUAGUGCUCCUGUAGCCAUCAAUAAAUCAAACAACAGAGACAUGUCGUAUGACUGUAAUGGAGAGAUUUUCUUUAUGGGAUAUCAGGACUCAAAUGGAAAGCUGGAAAUUGAACUGGAGUGGAUUGAGGAAGAGAAGCGGUUUGUCAUGGUUAAUUUGGUCAUUUUUCUUUCCAUUAGCAAAGUAAAUAGGUACUUCAGGAGGGACUAUUAAUUUUCCAAUGGACACAACACAUGCCACAUCUGCAUGUCUGGAACCUUGAUCAAAAUAAACAUCUUCCCUAAACAGCUUUGUAAUUUAAAAAAAAAAAAAAGUGAUAAACAUGAAUCCCAAUUUUGAGAAUAGGAAAACUAUUUCUAACAGGACUAUUAGGACAUUCCUGUUCCUAAGUUUCCACAAGAAAACAGUUAUCGCUGGGCCAUUACUGUCGUUUAGCAUCAUCAGCAUUCCUCUUAAACGCUGAUGUCUUAAGACAGUUGUUUAAUGUAAUAGCUCUCAGAUGGAGGAGGAUUUUAUCGCUGACGCCACGACAUGCUCACACCGUUAAAACAACAUUUGGCUGUGAUUAGUGAUGGAAGGCAGUUUUGAGGCAUAAACAACCCCUCUGGAUUGGGGCGUAAUGCGAUUGCAUUUAGUCCUCAGAGGUCAGUUCAACCUUGAAAACAUGCUUUUUAUCAACAGACACUGGCAUUUUCAUUUUCUUCAGCACAUUGUUAGGAGGUGUGAAGCUAUAAAAUUGCUUCUGUCACAAAUGUUAUGACCAAAAAAUUAAUUAGAUUGCUAGUUGGGAGAAAGCUGUGCCUGAAGGUUAACCAUUCCUUAUCUUUAAAAUGUGUUUUGUUGCACCAUCAUAAACAGAGUUGGACAGUUUAUAUAAAACUUUUCUGCUAGA